Messenger RNA from Penicillium brasilianum, 1322 nucleotides. Lineage: Eukaryota; Fungi; Ascomycota; Eurotiomycetes; Eurotiales; Aspergillaceae. The record is from the annotation of a GenBank genome assembly.
AGCGACAAAGAACGAUUGAGACGGUUUUUGGGUGAUAACCCGAUUCUUUGAGCUUUGAUCCUGCGACUCGGGCUACGAACCUUCCAAAAAUUCCGCGCCGAAGUACAGCACCAUGCUCGGUCUUGACGCAUACGGAAGCAGUAGCGAGGAUGAAGUCGAGAUCAAGCCUACUCCUCAGUCGCAAUCAAUGCAGCGCGAAAAACAGCCACCGGUUGUGCCCAAACAAGCCGUCCAGGACAAUAAGCCAGCUCCCGCCGCUCAGCCAGAUCAUCAACCGCAAAAACAAUCUAACACAGCUAUCAACGAAGCUCCCAAUGGCCCGGUCCUCGGUCCCGCAUCCGGCCCCGCGCCGGUGAACCAGACACAAUUGCUAGAAGGCCCUUCGACGAGUGGCCGUUCGUCGCCCUUCUCGGCCACACGAGCUCUAGUGCAUGACUUGACGCUUCCACCGGUCCCCAAUUUGGAUAUUCCACCUUCGCCUCCAGGGUCACCAAACGCCGCAGCCAAUGCCAAGUUUGAACAUUUCCUCUCCUUGAAGAAACAGGGCAUUCAUUUCAAUGCAAAGCUAGCCAGUUCCUCGUCCCUACGGAACCCUAGCUUGUUGAUGAAAAUGAUGGAGCAUGCGGGCAUUGAUGAGCAGUCACAAUACAACACGGCUUUGCCCUUGGACCUUUGGGAUGUCUCUAACCUUCCCAAAUGGGCUUUCAAGGAGGAGCUUCUCAAGACUCAGCAAGAGGCUCGUCGGAAACAGGAGGAGAAGAAUUCUGCCGGUCAGCGAUCCUCCAUCGAGUUUGUUUCUGGGACGGACGCAAAGAGAAAAGCCCCAUGAAUCGAAACUUGGGGGGUUGCAGAUGUCCUCUUAUUAUCAUAAGAUGGCCACUUUCUCAGACACAUCCGGGACUUGAAAGACCCGGAACAGCUCGCUAGCGACUACAAGCCCAAUAGGUCAGUCAGUUCUUAGACCACGAGCCCAAGGGGAUCCCUCCUUCGCCACACAUCAGAGACUGCCUCCUUCACAGCCCUUUGGAGACGGAUAUCCAGCUCUCUCGGCGACGUUCAGCAUGGGCCACACCCGGAGCUAGUUUCCUCCAAGAAACCGGAGGAACUUGGGCUUUGAGCUCCCUUGGGGGUAGCCUGAGACGGAGACCUUGCUUUCGCAUUCGGCGCCUUGGCAUGACGUUCAAACACACAGGUGUUCUAGUGGCACCUGCAUUCGAUCUCCACCGUCUCGUUUGCAAGAUAAGAUGCUAAGCCUGCAAUGAUAGUGUUAGCGAAUUGAGAAUCUAAAAUCACGUUUACAAAUAUGAAAACUUGUACUCCGG